Messenger RNA from Lasiosphaeria miniovina, 1668 nucleotides. Its product is annotated as amino acid/polyamine transporter I. Gene Ontology annotation, cellular component: membrane. NCBI's taxonomy places the organism in Eukaryota, Fungi, Ascomycota, Sordariomycetes, Sordariales, Lasiosphaeriaceae. Gene Ontology annotation, molecular function: L-amino acid transmembrane transporter activity. The record is from RefSeq and is a predicted model, not a curated record. The transcript is spliced from 4 exons. Gene Ontology annotation, biological process: amino acid transmembrane transport. Bases 1 to 1668 code for a protein of 555 amino acids.
AUGGAAGGUGACGGUCGGCAGAAGCUGCCCGGGAGCCCCGUUCUCAAUGUCGUUGUCGAUAGCGAGGCCGAUGGCGCCCGCCUCACCCCAGGCAGCCCGGGUGCUGCCAGCGGAAGCGGCGUGCUGAAAUACGCCGUUCCCGACUCGCGGAAGAUAGGGGUCAUGGGCGCUGUCUUUCUGAUACUGAAUAAGAUGAUCGGGACUGGCAGUAGAUGGCUGACGCCCAACCUUGCAGUCUUUUCGACCCCUUCGAGCAUUUUUGCCGCCACCGGGUCUGUUGGCAUCUGCCUGUUGCUCUGGGCGGCUGCUGGGAUCCUUACCCUCAGCGGUCUGAGCGUGUAUCUGUCGUUUGGGCUCGCCAUACCACGGUCCGGCGGCGAGAAGAACUACCUCGAGCGCGUGUUCCGACAGCCCCGCUACCUGGCCACCAGCGUGUUUGCUGUCCAGAUGAUCCUCUUGGGCUUCUCGGCCGGCAACUCGCUGGCAUUUGGCCGGUACGUUCUGCUCGCCGCCGGCAGGGAAUCGCCCGACGGGUGGGCCGCCCGGGGAAUUGCGAUUGCGUGUGUGACGUUUGUUGCCGUGCUGCACUCGACUCUUCCGCAGUGGGGUCUCAGGCUUACCAACGCCCUCGGCAUUUUCAAAGUCGGCGUCCUCCUCGUCAUCGUCUUCGCUGGCUUCGCAGCCCUCGCGGGCCAUCGGCUUGUGCCUGACCCGCGUAACUUCGAUAACCCGUGGGCGAUCGAGAAGGGAGACGGCUACGGCGGUGGCGGCGCCUACGCGUACGCCACGGCCAUGCUCCAGGUUGUUUACAGCUACAAGGGGUGGGAGAAUGCAAACUACGUGCUCGGGGAGCUCAAGAACCCGCGCCGGACACUGGCCAUCGCUGCGCCGAUCGCGGUGGUGGGUGUUACCAUCCUGUACGUGCUCGCAAACGUGGCGUACUUCGCCGCUAUUCCCAAGGGAGAUCUCGCCAAGUCUGAAGUCAUCGUCGCCGGCUUGUUUUUCAAGAAUGUAUUCGGCGAGAGCGCUGCGGCUAGGAGUCUGCCGGCUUUUGUCGCCCUCAGCAACAUUGGCAACGUCCUGGCUGUCAGCUUUGCCCACGCCAGAGUCAACCAAGAACUAGCCAAGGAAGGCAUCCUGCCAUACAGCCAGUUCUGGGCUUCAAACAGGCCUUUCAACACGCCGUCGGCGUCGAUGCUGCUUCAUUGGAUUGUCACGGUGAUAGUCCUCGUGGCACCCCCUCCAGGGGCCGCCUACAACUUCAUUGUCAACUUGUACACGUAUCCCGGUGCGUGGAUCAACGCGUUCGUCGGCGGCGGCCUGAUCUACCUGCAGCUGAAGAGGUCGGAGAACUGGACCUCGCCGUGGCACACGCCGAUUGUCGUGUCAGUGAUCUACGUCUUGCUCAACGCAUUCCUAGCCAUCACGCCCUUCAUCCCGCCAAACAGCGCCUGGAAUGCGGACGGCUACCCGUACUACGCUUUCCCUCUGGUCGGGUUGGGCGUUUUACUGUUUGGCGGCGUGUACUGGGCCCUAUGGACCAAGCUGUGGCCAAGGCUGGGGGGUUACGUUGUGACGGUAGAGAGGGAGGUCGACGAGAGCGGCGCCGAGGUGGUGAGAUAUAAGAAAGUCCCGGUACAGCAGGCGGUUGCGAGCAGGGAGUCGUGA